Messenger RNA from Bemisia tabaci, 2722 nucleotides. RefSeq names its product heat shock protein 83. NCBI's taxonomy places the organism in Eukaryota, Metazoa, Arthropoda, Insecta, Hemiptera, Aleyrodidae. Gene Ontology annotation, biological process: protein folding. The record is from RefSeq and is a predicted model, not a curated record. Gene Ontology annotation, molecular function: ATP hydrolysis activity; ATP-dependent protein folding chaperone; ATP binding.
AGUGACCAUCCCCCUUUCCGGCAAUUUGAAAGAAGCGUAAGAAGUGUCGUGUGCGUUCAUCCCAAGCGAUCCCAUUUUUCGGCGUGCUCUGAAUUUUCCCACUCAAAGUCAGUGUUUUUCCCUUUUCUCUGUGAAGUUUUAUUUUAUUCUUUACCAAGAUGCCAGAAGACGUUAACAUGGAACAGGCUGAGACCUUCGUAUUUCAAGCUGAGAUUGCUCAGCUUAUGAGCUUGAUUGUCAACACAUUCUACUCAAACAAAGAAAUCUUCUUGCGAGAAUUGAUCUCAAACUCAUCAGAUGCCUUGGACAAAAUCCGUUACGAAUCUCUAACAGACCCAUCCCGUUUGGAAAGUGGCAAAGAACUUUACAUCAAGAUCAUUCCCAACAAGAAUGACAGAACUCUCACCAUCAUUGAUACUGGAAUUGGAAUGACCAAGGCUGACCUUGUAAACAACUUGGGAACAAUCGCCAAAUCUGGAACUAAAGCCUUCAUGGAGGCCCUCGCUGCUGGUGCUGACAUCUCUAUGAUCGGUCAGUUUGGUGUAGGUUUCUACUCAGCUUUCCUUGUCGCUGACACCGUCACAGUUGUCUCAAAACACAACGAUGACGAACAGUAUGUCUGGGAGUCCUCUGCCGGCGGAUCUUUCACAAUCAAAUCUGACCAUGGAGAACCUCUCGGCCGUGGGACCAAGAUCAUCAUGCACAUGAAGGAAGACAUGACUGAAUUCCUGGAGGAGCGCAAGAUCAAAGAUAUCGUCAAGAAGCACUCCCAGUUCAUCGGCUAUCCCAUCAAACUGCUCGUCGAGAAGGAGCGAGACAAGGAACUCAGUGAAGACGAAGAGGAAGAAGAAGUGAAGAAGGAAGACAAAGAAGAAAAAGAAGAAGACAAGGAUACACCAAAGAUCGAAGAUGUAGAAGAUGAAGAAGAGGGUAAAGAGAAGAAAAAGAAGAAGAAGACAAUCAAAGAAAAGUAUACUGAAGAUGAAGAGCUGAACAAGACGAAACCCAUCUGGACCCGCAACCCAGAUGACAUCACAACAGAAGAGUACGGAGAGUUCUACAAGUCCCUCACAAACGACUGGGAAGACCACCUAGCUGUCAAACACUUCUCUGUUGAAGGCCAGCUGGAAUUCAAAGCCUUAUUGUUCGUCCCUCGUCGUGCUCCAUUCGACCUGUUCGAGAACAAAAAGAAGAAGAACAACAUCAAACUGUAUGUCAGACGAGUUUUCAUCAUGGACAACUGCGAAGACCUCAUCCCUGAAUACCUGAACUUCAUCAAGGGUGUCGUUGAUAGCGAGGACUUGCCCCUGAACAUUUCUCGUGAAAUGCUCCAACAGAACAAGAUCCUGAAAGUCAUCCGCAAGAACUUGGUCAAGAAAUGCUUGGAACUUUUCGAAGAGCUGGCAGAAGACAAAGAGAACUUCAAGAAAUUCUACGAACAGUUCAGCAAGAAUUUGAAAUUAGGAAUCCACGAAGAUACUCAAAAUAGGAAGAAAUUGGCAGACCUCCUGAGGUACCAGACUUCAGCCACUGGAGACGAUGUCUGCUCAUUUAAAGAUUAUGUAGCUCGUAUGAAAGAGAACCAGAAGCAUAUCUACUACAUCACUGGUGAAAGCAAAGAUCAAGUAGCUAACUCCUCAUUUGUCGAGCGAGUCAAGAAACGCGGUUUUGAAGUAAUCUACAUGACCGAACCCAUCGAUGAAUAUGUAGUCCAGCAAAUGAAAGACUACGAUGGUAAGAACCUGGUCUCAGUCACGAAAGAAGGAUUAGAACUGCCUGAGGACGAAGAAGAAAAGAAGAAAUACGAGGAAGACAAAGUUAAGUUCGAAACCCUCUGCAAGGUAAUGAAAGAUAUCCUUGACAAGAAAGUAGAGAAAGUUAUUGUAAGUAACAGGUUAGUCGAAUCCCCAUGCUGUAUCGUCACAUCGCAGUACGGCUGGACAGCAAACAUGGAACGUAUCAUGAAGGCUCAAGCGCUCCGAGACUCUUCGACAAUGGGCUACAUGGCAGCCAAGAAACAUCUGGAAAUCAACCCUGACCACCCUGUCAUGGAUGCUCUCCGAGUGAAAGCAGAAGCUGAGAAGAACGACAAGUCAGUGAAAGAUCUUGUUAUGCUGUUGUUCGAGACGGCCCUUCUGUCCUCCGGUUUUGCUCUUGAAGAUCCUCAAGUCCAUGCUGGCCGCAUCCACCGAAUGAUCAAGCUUGGCUUAGGUAUUGAUGAAGACGAGCCAGUCAUGGUUGAAGAGGAGAAGCCAGACACAGCCAUGCCUGCAGCUGACGGAGAUGCAGAAGAUGCUUCAAGGAUGGAAGAAGUUGAUUAAACAUGACGUUUAUCACCUGUUCAUUCAUUCCAUUUGGUUCAUGUACCUUGUUCUUUCUCCACCUCUGUAGGUGAAUGUAACAAGAUUCAGAGUUCAAGUAUUUUUGUUCCUAUUCGCUGAACUGUACUGAGUAUUACUAAUUCUGCACUUUUCUUAAGUUCAAUCCUAGUGUAAUUUUCUCAUCGUUACUUAUUGUUUGUUCCUUAGCUUCAUUCUCUUUGUUGAUAACAUCUAGAAUCUGAUGAGGGUGAACUCUCUUACUAGUCUGACUGUAUGUCCUCAUAGGAAAUUGCAAAAUGUGUGAUGUAUUUUUCUGUUCUAAGAAAACGUACCUUUUUCUUAAGCUUUAAGAAUAUUUUGUAUCUUUCUUUUUUUAAAUAAACAAAAGUUGUUAACGCUAA